This is a messenger RNA of Naegleria lovaniensis, 5052 nucleotides long. RefSeq lists its product as uncharacterized. The coding region runs from base 1 to 5052 and encodes 1683 amino acids. The record is from RefSeq and is a predicted model, not a curated record. The transcript has 3 exons. Lineage: Eukaryota; Heterolobosea; Eutetramitea; Acrasida; Naegleriidae.
AUGAAGGCCUCUCUCCGUACCAUCAAACGAUUAGAAGCCAAAGCUCAAAAAUUCUCUUCCCAUAUUCUCUUCCAUAAACGUCAUCAUGGAAAACAAUACGACGCAAGUACUGAUUCCAUUGAAAACUUUACCGGAGGUUCUUUCAAACACACUCCAAACAUCUCUUCCUCCAUCGAAGGAGGAUCCAAUUUAAAUGCGGAAUCCAUCGAAGACGUUUCUCUCAAUCUUUGUGAUCCCGAUAUUGAUCGAGAUGAUCAAAAAGAACGAGAAAAUUCAUGUCAAUUAUUGAAAGAUGCUUUGUAUUACUCAUUGUUGACCAUGUAUUUACCAAUUCAUGUGGUUCCCGAAGAGUAUCGUAGUGGUGUUCUGACAGGCAACUCGGAAAAAGGAAAAAACGUUCCAAUGUCUCUCGCCCAACUUCAAGAUCAUGUGUUGAAAUUAUUUCAAAAUGAUUUGUCCAAGGAAGAUGUUGAAAAGACUUGGAAUCAAUUGUACACGAUCGAUGCAGAGAAUGGAACGAGUGAUUUGUGUGUGGAUUUUCUACUUUUAAGAAAAAUUUUACUUUCUAAAGAACAACAAUUACCGUACUCACAGCAAGAUUUCAAAACUCCACAAAAUUACGCAACUUGGAGACAAAACAAGAUUAAGGAAAUUGAUCUCAUUUUGGAUAGCAUUAAAAGUGGAAGAAAAUAUAAGUUUGCUUCGAAAUUGGAAUUUCAAAUUGAUCAUGUGAGUUUGGAAAAGAAGGGAGCUCUCGCCAAGGUUCAUGAAAGUGCCGAGAUUUUGUAUCGUGUGAAUACGGCUCAUUCUUCAGAGAUUAAAGUCAAUAAUGAAGAGAAGGCAAUCAAUACAUUCGAGUCACCUCAUAUGGAAGCAAAACUUGGUGACAAUGGUACCUUUGAUUUGCAUUUUAAGGAUACGAUUAAGGUAUCUUUUAACGAAUCAAAUCAAGAACUGACUUUACAUUUUGUGUAUGCCAAGUUUGCAGGUUUGAAGAAGAAGGAAAUUGGCUCUGUCAAAAUUAAGGUCAAUGAUCUCAUUUCCAAGUUGUUCCCAAUGACCAAUUGGGGAGCUUUGAACUCUCCAAUUUCAUUAGAUUUCACCAUUGAAAAUCCAGAACAUGCUACGGAAUCUCUUGGAAAAAUUUCACUCAAAUUUUUGAGAGGUAAUUACCAAAACUUUCCUGCCUUUCAUGGCAACUGGGAGACCUAUUUACGAGAAAAAACAAAAAAGAUUGAAGCUAAUUUACAAAGUUACAAAUUCCCAGAUAUUUAUGAAGUGAAGAGAGUGUUGUUGAGAAGAGCUUUUCUUGCUCCAAAAUUGGACAAUAGUUUGGUCACUCCAGUCCACAAAUGGCUUUUGGAGGAAAUUGAUCUACUCUUUGGCUUGUCCAAUCACAAUGCUGAAAUUUCUUUAUUGGAUGUCUUUUCAAGAAAUGUUCGUUUCCUAGUCACUUUUGCCGAUCAAUUUGGAAAGAGUUAUGACACUGCAACCAAUCUUGUAGAAACCAAUUUGAAGCAAAUCGAGAAAAUUAACAAGAUUAUGGAAAAUACUGAAAAGAAGGUUCUUGACAUUAUUUUGAAUUUCAAAGACAAAUUUCCAAGAGGAAAACCAGAAGGAGCUCUUCAGAAUGUACUCACCAUUUAUGAUACCAUUUUGUGUCGACACAAAAAACGCUCCUAUGAAGAAUAUAUCACAACAUUGAAUGAAUUAGUGGAUCAAGCCCUUACACUCGAUUAUGAAACGUUCAAGAAACAACAAAUGGAGGCCUUCAAAACAGAAGAAUUCAAUGCAAAAGUGUUAAUUUCCAUGAUUCCAAUUGUUACUUUCAAACUCGAUCGUCUCUAUGACUUUUCUUCCAUCUUUCCAGAAGAAAUCAAAUACGAACAAAAGAAUUGGAUCUAUUAUGAAUUGUUCAAGAAGGAUUUCGCAGACCUAGAAUCCAAGAAUGGUUUUACUGGAUAUCAAAUGCUUCAUUUUUGUGCCAAAUUGAAACCUUUGGAGGAAAUUGUUUCAUGCUCUACUGAUUUGUGUGCCAAGAAGAGUGAACUAUUGGAUGUUCAUGUCAUUUCGAAAGGUUAUGAAGAAAAAUUCAUUUCCGAAUUGUAUGAAAAACUCUCUAAUUGUGCACAACAAUCCAUUCUUGUGGAUAAUUGGUUACCUGUGAAUGAAGAAGUGAAACAUAGUACGAGCGUGGUUGAUUUCUACUCAACGGCACACGAAACUUGGCUCUUCGUAUCAGAAUUGGAAUUUUUCAAUGAGCACUUGUUAGAAUUGUUUACAACCAUGCUUGGCAAAGUCACAUUCGAAUAUGCCAAUAAGGUGAAAAACUUGGCAGUCUCUGUCUUGACGAAAAACACCAAACAAAGUUUAGUGACCAAUGAAUGUGAAAAGAGUUCAAACAAGUUACAACUCUUCAAGAAGAAGACCAGUGACAGUGAUAGCACCGAUCAUGUGGAUGAGCCCUAUUCUGAAAUUACUAUUACUAAGGACUUUUUAAUCAUGUUAAAUGACAUUGAGGUUUCAAAGCAAGAAUUGCAAGAUAUUUUACAAUCAGUCACAGAAAAACAACAAGCCAUGAAAGACUCUGAAGAAAUUGAGAAGAAAAUGGAAGAGCAAGAAAAGGAGUCACAACACGAUGAAGCAGUUUCUCAAUCCAAGGAGACUCCCAAUGAUGACGAGGUCACUGAUUUUGAAAAUGAUACAUCUCUUGAAAAGUCGUUAGAAAAGUAUCAUGAAGUCGGUGAGGCUCAAAUGACCGAGUUGGAAAAGUUAAAAAAUUCUUUGGAUAUUCUCAUUGAAUCUCUACUUGCAAUUAUUGCAUCCAAUUUUAGAAUUCCAAUUCGAAAGGCACUUGAAAAAAUUAUGAACAAUGCUCGUAAAGUGAUGGAUCAACAGAAAGGUGUUACCAGACCCUUGUCCAAGCAGGCUACUCUUGAUUUGUUACAAAAAGAUUCUGACAAGAUUUUGAGUGAGGACAUUAUUGAUCCGAUUUUAACUCCUGCUUUUGAAUUAUUGUCUGAAAAUUGUUAUGAUCAAUUGUUCAAAUUACUGAUUGAGAAAGUGUUGGAUAUUGUCAAUUUUGAAAUGCUUUAUACCUUUGUCAUUCCUAUUGAAAAUUAUGAUAUUGAGUUGGAUAAGGAUAAAUUCCUCACUGUGGAACAAGUCUAUUUAAUGGAAUCAUGUCACGUGGCCAUUGGUCUCUAUUUUUGUGGAAAUGACGAUGAUCCCAAUACUGGAAUUUCUGAAGAUACUCUAGAAAAGAACUCUCGUUUGUUGAAGAGAAUAUUUUCUCUCUACGAAUCUUCAUCCUCUAAAUUGAUCAAUAUUUAUGAAAAGUAUGUGAAAUAUCCAAACUUGAAUUUCACAAAUACUUUGAAAAAGCAUCACAUUUUGUUGAUCUUGAAAACCAAACACGAUCCUGAGGCCAUUAAUUUCUACAAGCAACAUCAACGAGAGGCUGAAAAGGAACGUAUCAUUCAAGUAUUCAAUUUGAAGCCCAUUGAAGGAGCAAGUGAUGACGACGAGAGUAAUGAUCGCUACGAAGAGAUUCUUGUCUCACUGAAUGGUAUCUAUGAAAUGACUCCCUACGACAUUCAUGUCACUGAAUUGAGAUUACUUUUAGAAGCAAAAUAUUCAAGAAAAACUCGUGAAUUCCUUUUGAAAGAUAUUCGAAAUGCAAAAUUGAAUAAGGGUCUAUUAUCUACAAAAGGAAUUCAAUUCACCAUUGCAAGUGAGGACAAUUCUGUCACUCGCUACAUUACCUUUUCAGAUUCCAAUGUGAGAACCAAGUUCAUUAAUGUCAUUGCUCAACAAUUGAAGAAUAUUGGAAACGAACAACAACAACUAAUGGAAGAACUCAAAUCUCCAACAACAGCAAGUGCCUCGACUGUCAGCGGAUCCAAGAAAGUCGAGCCCUCCAUUUUUGAUCAAGCCAGUGACGCUCUCAAAUCCAAAUUCAAAAUUAAGAAUACAAAUUGUCAACUUUUGAGAAGAAUUGUCUGUCAAUCGGCAUACAAGGAAGGAGAAACCAAAACCUACCUUUCUGGAGAAGUAUUACUCUUCAAUUAUUGUGUGUGUUUCCACUGUUUUUCCGAUGGCGUGAAAGCAACUUUUAGUUUCAAAGCAAAUUUCAGUAUUGUGAAGAAUAUUCAAUUGUUGAAACGCAAAGACAACAGCAGUGACAAGAUCAAAAUUGAACUUGUUGGAGGAUACUCUGUUUCAUUCUACAACGUGGAUGACGCUCAAAUGGCUAUCAAAGAUCUUUCAGAAGCUUUCGAACAAUGGAAGAAUAUCAGUUCUAUCGAUGCCACUCAAUUAGAAAAGUAUAAGAAGAAUGAUGAUAAGAACUACUUUUUACAUCGAUUCCAUUUGAAACAUUUGGAAAGUAGUGAGGAAACAUUGGAUCGUAAAAUUCUUUCCGCAAGUGCCAUCACAGAAAUUGGUUCUCUCUUCAUUGGACACUAUCAUUUAUGCUAUGAAUCGGCUCAUUACUUACCGACCGUGACCGCCUCUUCGCACGAAUAUGAAAUCAUUUGUCUUCCCAUUGCAUUCAUUGACAAGGUUGAAAAAUAUGUCCACUCCAAACUCGUCGUUCUCACGCUCACGAGCGGGCAGUUGUGCUGUUUCAUGUUUAAGGAAGAAAAGUUGUUGGAAUUGGCUGUUCAGCGUAUACAGGCGAUGAUUCAAUCGUUGAGGAAACAAUCAUCAUCCUCAUCAUCAUCGGGAAGUGGUUUCUUUAGUAAGGUAUCUUCAUCAUCUUCCAUGACUUUAUCAUCCAAUAAUAAUAAUAGUAAUAACGGAAUGGAUCAACCGAUGGAGAGUAAUAACUUGUAUCGCUCUCCACUCAUGAAGCCCAUGAAAAUAGAUCCCGAUAGUACAGAUCAACGUGUGCUGAAUAAUGCCAUCCUGACUCAGAAGGUACAAGAGGCUUCUUUGCAGUCGUCAUCCUUGUUGGGUAACUCAUCAGACAGUGGUUCAGGUAAGACUGGAAUCUUUGGAAUGUUUACUUCGAUUGGAAAGAAUAUCUUUGGAAGUAAGAAGAAGAAGUAA